Lineus longissimus is the source of this 7360-nucleotide messenger RNA. RefSeq lists its product as uncharacterized. The record is from RefSeq and is a predicted model, not a curated record. Bases 62 to 6940 code for a protein of 2292 amino acids. Gene Ontology annotation, cellular component: membrane. Lineage: Eukaryota; Metazoa; Nemertea; Pilidiophora; Heteronemertea; Lineidae. Gene Ontology annotation, molecular function: calcium channel activity; calcium ion binding; protein binding. The transcript is spliced from 33 exons. Gene Ontology annotation, biological process: detection of mechanical stimulus; signal transduction.
GUUCAGCGGUGACGGGAAAAUAUGUAACGACAUCGAUGAGUGUGUUGCAAACGGUGGCACAAUGAACCAGUGUUCAAAACAUGCUAAGUGUAACAAUACCGUGGGAUCAUACGAGUGUGCCUGCAAGAGCGGGUUCAGCGGUGACGGGAAAAUAUGUAACGACAUCGAUGAGUGUGUUGCAAACGGUGGCACAAUGAACCAGUGUUCACCAAAUGCUACGUGUAACAAUACCGUGGGAUCAUACGAGUGUGCCUGCAAGAGCGGGUUCAGCGGUGACGGGAAAAUAUGUAACGACAUCGAUGAGUGUGUUGCAGACGGUGGCUCAAUGAACCAGUGUUCAAAACAUGCUAAGUGUAACAAUACCGUGGGAUCAUACGAGUGUGCCUGCAAGAGCGGGUUCAGCGGUGACGGGAAAAUAUGUAACGACAUCGAUGAGUGUGUUGCAAAAGGCGGCGUGAUGAACCAGUGUUCACCAAAUGCUAAGUGUAACAAUACCGUGGGAUCUUACGAGUGUGCCUGCAAGAGCGGGUUCAGCGGUGACGGGAAAACAUGUAAAGACAUCGAUGAGUGUGUUGCAAAAGGCGGCGUGAUGAACCAGUGUUCACCAAAUGCUAAGUGUAACAAUACCGUGGGAUCUUACGAGUGUGCCUGCAAGAGCGGGUUCAGCGGUGACGGGAAAACAUGUAACGACAUCGACGAGUGCACCACCAGUAACCUGGACUUGAAACACCAGUGUGAUGCACAGGCUAUAUGUACGAACAGUGUCGGCUCAUAUACGUGCGACUGCAAGCAAGACUAUGCCGGCGACGGGCGGACCUGCACCAUCAAAGACUUGGAGGAGAAGGCUGAAGAACUGUCGAACGUGGCGAAAACGAUUGUAGACUCGGCAUCCCCUGAUCAAGUGGUAGCGAAGGUGGAUCAGCUCGCUGGGCAGCUUGAUCAAUCACUUAAGCCAUCACCUGGAAAUUCCACGCCCGACCAGGAAGAAAAGGCGAUCAGUGCCAAGACGCACAUCCGCCAAGAGAUGGUGGUUGGUGUGCAGGCCUACGUGAAGAAGGCUGGUAUCAAGAACCUACAAGAGGCACAGAAGAUAGGCGAUGCACUGGACAAGUCAACGAACAACAAAGCGGAGUUGAAUGUAAUAAGCAUGGAUGCAUGUGUCUCAACAAGUGUUGAAGUCCUAAAGAAAACACCCAAGUCUGCCAUGACAUUGAACGACCUUACGCAACUUUCAACAGCCGUCUCGAAAGGCCCUGCUAAUGUGAUCGAUGCACUGUUUGAUACACCAGAAACCAUUCCACUUGAUGUUGACAUGAAGACAAGGAUGCCUUCGAAGGAGAAGCAGGCACUGUCCAAGGAUAUCAUGAACAAAACGAAUUCUUUAAUCCGCGACAUGCAGCAGGUCCUCUUUAGUAAGAUAGGCACAGACGCAGCGUUUGCCGAGGUUGCGUCCAAGUCGUUCGGCUUCAAGAUCGGCAAACGCAAGAAUUCCUUUCUGAAGAAGAAGGAAGCCAUAAAGAUGGGAAAUGUGGACGCUACGCUUAGCGAUGGUCUUGAGGCAGAAGGCGAUAUCAGUUUUUCAUUGACAACGUUUUCCCGGAACCCUUACCUCUAUGGCGAAGAUUCCCACUUGACUAACACCCCUGUGCUGCAAAUGGAGGUCGAGGACACUGCGAAGAAACCACCAGAGCCCGCUAUAUUCAGCGGGAGAAGUGCAAUGCAGGCGACGAUUACAUCAGAGUUAGAAGACAAUGAUAAGCAGAAGGUGAAAGUACUGCUUGACGAUAUGCCAGAGAGAGGGAAGGUACAUGACAUAUCGUUGGAUGACCGCCACGCUUACAUGCGUUUGACCUUCACCAAGGAGUUCGUUGGUAAUGUCACCUUGUUAGGCCAAAUGAACAUCCAACCUGGUGACGUAGACUUCGACUUCCAGUACGUCAUAGACAAUGCGAUACUGUAUCAGGAGGUGAGAGCAGGAUGUCGGAUUGUGACAAAUCAACAAGGCCAGGAUUACUCCUUAUUUGUCUACAGUUCCUGCUUUAAACAGCUUGGGAAGAUGAAGCUUUUGUUCAAACUUGCCUCAGGUGCAAUAGCCCCAGUCACUGUUACCCAAGGGCGCAGACGGCUGUUGGCCAAAGGCAGCUACACAGUCGCAAUGGUCAUGAUACAACCUCGUGCGUGGAAUCCGGCUGCCAGUGCAUGGGAAGUUGUCGACUGGAUAGAGGUCCUGCCAGAGUCUACAUCAAAUGCUGUCAAGUUCAAGAGCAACUUCUUCGGGACGAUCACCAGCGGGCUCUUCGUGCCGCCAAAUACCAUAGACUUUGCGGCGAUCUUCCCCAACUUCCUCGAAAGAGUCCGGGACAGCCCAACGGUCCUUGCAACUAUUCUCAUCAUACUUUUCGUUUUUGUGAUAUUGCUCAUAUGGACCCGGCGGAUGGACAAGAAAGACUUCAAUAUGUGGGUAUGCGCCCCCUUGGUCGAUAAUCACCCAGGCGACCAGUACUGCUACCGUAUCAACCUGCACACAUCAUCUCGCAUUGGUGCCGGAACCAGUGCCAACGUCUUCAUCAUCAUCAUCGGAGAGAAGGGAGCUACAGAGCCAAGACCUCUCUAUGAUGGGUAUAGGCAGAAUUUCCAACGAGGGUCCAUCAGUUCGUUCCUGCUGAAGAACCACUCGUUUCUGGGUCGUCCUCAGUAUGUGUUCGUCUGGCAUGACGGGGAAGGGGCAGAACCACACUGGCAUCUAUCACAUAUUGUCAUAGAGGACUUGUACCGAGAAACAUGUGACUACUUCCUCUGCGCCCAUUGGCUGUCUGCAACCAAGGGAGAUCACCGCACCAACCGUCUCCUCCGCGUGACCCACGAAGAGAACAUCAGCAGUGUCUCCAACCUCUUCAGCCAACACUCUAAACGAUUCCUCUUCGACACCAACAUCUGGUUCUCCAUGUUCAACCGACCAAACAAGAGUCGCUUUACUCGAGUCCAGCGCCUCUGCUGCUGCACGGCCGCACUCUUCCUCAUGAUGUUGUCCAACGCCAUGUGGUAUCAAACUGGUACGACGGGAAGUAGCUCCGCGCUGCAUAUAGGCCCUUUGCGGAUAAGCUUCCGUACUGUUUUCAUCGGUCUGAUGUCCAGCGUAAUAAUCCUUCCACCAACGAUGGCAAUGGUUGAGAUAUUUUCACGGACUCGUUUUCAUCGAAAGGAAAUAAACGUUCAAAUAAGACGUAAAUAUCCCGAGAGGAAACAGGCCCGCCUUCUGCCCUGGUGGUGUGUGUUCUUCGGCUACAUCCUAGUGAUCAUGGCCAUCUCGUGCGGGGUCUUCUUCACCUUCUUCUACAGUCUCGAAUGGGGCGGGACGAAGUCGAAUGAAUGGCUAUCGACUCUGUUGAUCUCCUUGGUAGAGACCGUGGUCUUACUUCAGCCUGGGAAGAUGCUGCUAAUCGCCCUCAUCCUGACCUGCAUUCUGCGGCUACCAUCAGAUGCCGACGAGACAGUAGAGGACGAAUUCUUGCUAACUGAUGUCGCUGAGAACGUGAACACAUUGGAAAUUCCAGUUGCGCGAACGAUCCCGGACCUUCCUGACGAUCUCGACAACUGCCAAGAGAAUGAGGCGACAAGGAAAGCACGAGCUGCUCGCGAUAAGAAGCUGUUCACCAUAGCACGUGCUACAGGGAUCCAGUUCCUUUACUUGCUUCUCCUCAUGAUCAUCUGUAGCAGUAAUCGAGGGAGCCACUACUACAGACAGAACACGGCUCUUAAGAGAGCUUUUGACCUGAAGGAAAAUAACGUCAUCAUUCGCCUUGCUGACUACGGUCAGCUGUACAGGUGGCUGAACCAUAAUGUCACUCCGAUUCUCUACCCCGAUAAGUACUACAAUGGCCUUGCCUUGAAGUCGUACGACAGAAGGUUUAUUGCCAACAUGGAUGGCUUGAGGGUUGGACCUGCGAGACUCAGACAGAAGAGGGUCAGACAAGGUUUGUGUACGUGGAACAAGAUCGUCACAAAAUGUGCCAGUGACUUUGAUACAAGUAUAGAAGAAAGCGACGACUUCCUGACAUAUUGGAGAAAACCUACAACAACAUUCACCAAGUCACCUUUUGUUUACACGUCUGCUCAAAAAAACGACAUUCCACUUUACGGUGAAUAUGCCACAUUCGAUGGCGGCGGCUAUGUUGCAGAGUUAGGCGACAGUUCCAAAACUGCUCUACUGGUUCUCAGUCAGUUGUUUAAGAAGAACUGGAUAGAUCGACUCACCAGAGCAGUUUUCGUUGAAGCCACAAUCUACAACGCUAAUGUCAAUUUGUUUUCAUGCUUACGAAUAAUGAUCGAGACACCAGCAGUUGGCGGGAUACUCAUCUCUAGAACUGUGGAAAGCUUUCGCCCAUACCCUUAUGUCGACGCAUGGGAUCUCAUCCUUCUCGUCCUGCAGAUAGUGUGGGUGUUGGUCUUAUUCUACUUAAUCUAUGUAGAGAUCAACCUUGCUCGAACAUUCCGAUGGCAGUACGUAACAGAUCCAUGGACCUACGUGCAACUCCUGAACGUCAUGACGGCAUUCGCAGCAUCAUCUCUCUAUGUUGUGAGAAUAGUGUUUGUGAUCAAGGCGAUUGAAGACGUCAAGAACAACAUCGGCGAAUAUGUCUCCUUUGACAAGAUGAUUGAGAUCGAUGAAUCGUACACAGCAUCUCUGGCUAUCAUAGCGUUUAUAUGCAUCCUUCAAAUUUUAAAGCCAUUGUCGUUUAACUUUUUCUUUGCCCUCCUAAAGAACACCCUGCGUAAAGCAUUUAGUGUGUUGGCCUGUUGCUUUCUAUUCAUUCUGGCCAUAUGGAUGGCUUUUGGCAUCAGCGGCCACUUCCUUCUUGUGCGAACCACGGCGACUUUCCGUACAUUUCCGCGCACAUUAUGGACGCUGCUGGGCAUGUCAAUUGGUAUCCUCAAGUAUCCUGAGGCGAUGGGAGACAAUCUGGGAGAGGAUGCGUUGGUGAAUCGUAUCAGUUUCGUGAUGUUCAUGUUUAUUUCGUACAUGGUGCUCAUGAACCUGGUCGUCACGAUAUACCUUGAGAUGUACUCAGCUAUCCGGGGGAGCAAGCAGCUGAAGGGAUUUGAUAGAGAGCUGAAUGACCACUUCUGGAAGCGCGUCCUCAUGCUGUGGAAUGCCUUCAUCAACAAGCAGCCAAACGCGUGGUCGUAUGAUGUCCCAAAAAUAGAUGCACCUGCUCCAAUCCAAGCGGAGGAAUCCUAUCGAAGAGGCCAUACCGGCAGCAUGCAUCUUGACCAGAUUGUCAGGAUAUCAACAAUGAUUCACACGUCUAUGGGCAACGCCUUCAAGAAGUACAGCAGCGAGCUCGAAACGGUCAAGCUUGACGUAAGAGCAGCAAAGGCUGCGUCUGAUGACAUGAGCAGGAAACUGCAGGAUACCAAGGAGGACCUCGCAGUCACGAAAGACACGGUCACCUCCAUCAAAAAGGCGAUUAAUGAUGCGUUGACGAAGAGAAAGGAGACGGACUGGCUGCGGGCUCACCCAGAGGAAUGGACGAAGCAUAGGUACUACUAUGAAGACGGACUCUUAGCUUUAACAGUGGCAGCGAUUCCCAACGAGUUCUCGGAGAGUUACCUGACCGUGGAGAGGAUAGACGACCCAGAUUUGAAGCAUCUGACCUGCCCAGACAUGGCGGGCAUCAUUCUACCAGUGUGUGCCAUACACACGACGGAAGAUUUCCUAAUCGAAGAGCCAAUCCUGGUGACCCUACCUGUCCAUGGCGGCGGCGUUGAUGAUAGAAAAGAACUACUCCUGAAGGCGAGAAUUUAUGCAGGGGACGAGUAUGAGGAGUUUUCGGCGGAUCCAGUCCAAGCUGAUGACCAAAGUUUGAUCGGACUGAGGGCUGCAUUCACUGCCGUACCGGAGAGCCUUGCAGUGGUUCAGAUUUGGCACCGAGAUUAUGUGAUGAUAGGACCGGAUGGUGGCGAGGUUGUCAGCACACGUGACAGCAGGGUCAAGGUCACAUUCCCAAGCGAGGCUUUUCAUACUAUGUGUAACGUUACACUUCAGGUAAAAUUCAUUGACAUCAACGAGAGUGACCAGUGUGGCUCGAGUCACGUGGUUAUGCUCACCCUAUCAGAGAGGGCCAUGAAACCGGUAGAGGCUACUAUACCGUUCCUGGACCCCAAAUCGGCAGUUGAAAAGAUGAAGCAUCUCUUGAUACGGCAAGGCGCUAGAGACUGGUGUGAUGAUUAUACGACUCCGGUCAGAAGCUCCGGCCAAGUCGUCUCGUUUCAAGUGAUAUUACCGCGCGCUGGGGAGGUAAUGAGCUUCUUCGCCAAGUCGGGCAAUUCGUCGUUGAUACCUAGGACUCGGAAAGCAGAUCCUAUCACCGAGGUCUACCUAACGAACCUUGCCACAAAGAUGGGCUCGGACUGGGAACGGGCCAUAUACGCACUUGACGGCGGGCUACACCACCGAGCUGCCCAUGGGCUCCGGGGAAAGUGGGACAUGUCGGAUGAAGAGAAAGGGGCAAUGGUUCUGAGAAAGUGGCUGAAUAACCAGCAGGUCUCCGUGGAUAAGGUGAAACUACUGAGGGAUGCGUAUCAAGACAUCAACCGCCCAGACCUCGUCUCCGACCUCGACCGCUCGGCGGAAGUGUUCAGGAACUUCAUAGAUGAACGGGUUCAAGAUGCGAAUCUGCUGAAAGCCUUCCGCGCGAUCAUUCAGAGUGACAAGGUUACAUGCUGCUGGCGAGCCCUGGCGGCGCGACUUGACCUCUCCGAUGACUGUGUGAGCGAACUCGACAGGCGGGAGCCGCCUUUGAGCGUGUCGGAGAAAUGCUUCGAAGUGCUGUCCGAAUGGAAAGAGAAUGGAAAGAACGUGACACUGAAAUAUCUGCGUAGGCAUUUGUCGAGUUUGGGUUGCAAGCUAGCUGCAAACAAGCUGGCAGACUUCAUGUAGGUGCAGUGGUAUUGAUGAACUUGUGAGUUAUUCGAGAGACUUGCCUUGGAUUGCAGUGUUAGGGUUUAGCAUCAGGGUAACAGCCGAGACCUUUGGCUUACAGGGACAUCAGUCUGUCGACUGAGCAGAAGGGAAAUUCGCUCCAGUCUUGGCUAGAAUGAAUGAUGCCACUCCUUCAGUACAUGAGACAUGAUAUACUAUUAGCCAGUAUGUUGGUAUAUUGGGUGAGCCCAAAAAGAGACGUUUCGAAAUGGAUGGAGCGAUAACUCACGCAGUUCUAACGAUAUCAGAUUUUGCACUCUGUUUGAUAGUAAUCUCUUAUAUUGGUGUAUAGAGUUUUAAGAGACUAUGGCUCCGUCAAAGAUGCUAAAUAUGUAAAGAAGAUUAUCCCAAUUUAAGAAUAAAUUCAAGCUAUAAAUA